UCUUGUCGGAGUACUUCCGGUUCAGAAUCUUGUUUAGAUGACUGCAUGUGGGGCUGUGAACUUCUUUACAAGUGUCUGAGCUGAACCGGCCCGCAGAGCCCCCGCAUUAGCCCCCCAUCCCCGAUGACUCCGCCCACAGACGCCGGUUCUGACUCGAGGAUGGAAGAGAAGGUCCUUCAGUAUGAAAGAUUCAUCGAGGAAGUUCUGAGGAGAGACCUGCGGAAGGUUCUUGAGCACAGAGACCAGGUUUAUGAGGAAAUCUCUCAGUACCUGCUGCUUAAGAACACCAUUCAGAGUCUACAGGAGGCGGGCCCCCAGAGGCUGCAGACAGACGUGGAUCUGGGCUGUAACUUCUUUGUCCAGGCUGAAGUUGAGGACCCGUCUAGGAUUUUUGUGGCGGUGGGCUUCGGUUUCUUUGUAGAGAUGUCUCUUGACGAGGCUCUGCGCUUCAUUGAGAAGAAGACAAGUCAGCUGACAGGCUUCACAGAACAGCUCACCAAGGACUCUGCCAAAAUAAGAGCCAACAUCCGGAUGGUGCUGGAGGGUCUGCGGGAGCUGCAGGGGCUCAGUGACUCACUUGACAGCACACAAUGAGAUUUUUUGUAGAAAAGUUGUAAAAGUGGACAUCCGGCUGUCAUGGAGCCAAACCUACCUGCCGAGUAGGAAGAAAGACCUUCAUUCUGGAAGAAACUUGGACACUGAUCAGGAUCCAUCAGGGAGAUGCACCUGAUUUGCUUCACAGACCUUUCAGAAUAGUUUACCAGGAAGGGUCUUCUGAUUUUCACUCCAAAGGUGUUAAGGAGCUAAAGCUGAGUUUCUGAACAAACAAGAACUAUUUUGUUGUCAGCUUUGUUCUUUAAAUAUGGUGGCAGGUCAGAGCGAUGCAAUGGCAUCCACAUUUAAGUUGUCCUUUGUGCUGGUAAGGGGCGAAGUCUAUGUCACUGCUCAUUCUCCUUUUCUUCACCCAUUUGGACUGAAAUUCUGCUUACUCUCAUUGCUCCACCCUUUCUUAUUUGCAUUUGCUGAAAAGGUUAAAUGAUUGGCUGGAAUUGUACAGCAAAACUGAAGAGAAAACAAGAGAUUGACAGGUCACAAACAAAACACCAAAAUCCGCGUUUUAACCAGUACAGACUCGGCACCGAGUUUCAGUACUCAUCCCCAUGUGAGGGUGGCUGGGCUUUGGACUAUGAUCCUGCUUUUAUAACAUUGAGAUCGGGCCAGUGUGUUUAAGAGACACAUUAAUCUGAUGAUUUUAUUUUAAAAAUAAAAUAAAAAACAGUUUUGCCUAAA
This is a messenger RNA of Oryzias latipes (Japanese medaka), 1290 nucleotides long. It is a transcript of the gene uxt, whose product is annotated as ubiquitously-expressed, prefoldin-like chaperone. Gene Ontology annotation, biological process: positive regulation of transcription by RNA polymerase II; negative regulation of transcription by RNA polymerase II. Gene Ontology annotation, molecular function: transcription corepressor activity. NCBI's taxonomy places the organism in Eukaryota, Metazoa, Chordata, Actinopteri, Beloniformes, Adrianichthyidae. Gene Ontology annotation, cellular component: mediator complex. The record is from RefSeq and is a predicted model, not a curated record.